GCGGAGAUCUGGGCAACGGCUGGGAAACCUCCUCUGGCACAGGGGAAACAAGCUGUCCUCCUGAAGCAUCCGUAGAGAGGAGGGCUGGCGAGGGCAGACAGGACGGGAACGGUCGGGGAGAACGACGCGGCCGAAUCCUGCUCCUCACGCUGUGCCCGGCGCUGCCGCAGAUCCAAAGCCCGGCAGCGGCAACGGGUCGUGUGCUGCUGCCCGGGAACGCGGCACCCCGAGAGCUUCCCGAGCCCCGGGUCCUGCAGCUGCUGCCGCCCGUGGUGCUGCUGUCGCCGCUCGAGGAGCCCGAGAAAGGCCGGCAGCGGCACCGGGGCGGGCGGCUGACCAAUAUAAAAGGCAGCCCAGUUCCCAUCUCUUCAUCCACUUCUCUUGCCUUCUUUUGGUUGCGAACCAGGUGCACCUCCAGUCCUAAGUCAUGUCCUGCUACACCCAGUGUGUGCCAUGCCGGCCCUGCGGCCCGACCCCUCUGGCCAGCAGGCAAUGAGCCCUGUGUCAGGCAGUGCCAGGACUCCACCAUUGCCAUUGAGCCCUCUCCCGUGGUGGUGACCCUGCCCGGACCCAUCCUCAGCUCCUUCCCACAGAACACCGUUGUGGGCUCCUCCACCUCCGCUGCUGUUGGCCGCAUCCUCAGCUCUGAGGGCGUGCCCAUCACCUCGGGGGGCUUUGACUUGUCCGGCUUGGGCAGCCGCUCCUGUGGCAGAAGGUGCCCGCCCUGCUGA
Molecule: messenger RNA, 731 nt
Organism: Lagopus leucura (white-tailed ptarmigan)
Lineage: Eukaryota; Metazoa; Chordata; Aves; Galliformes; Phasianidae
Cellular component (GO): intermediate filament
Molecular function (GO): structural constituent of cytoskeleton
Source: RefSeq, a predicted model, not a curated record